GAAUCUCCUUGGAGGAAAUGUAGACUCAAGCGUAGUACACACGGUUCAGUAGGCAACAAACACAAUUGAAUCAUCCCAACAUCAACUAGUUCUCAACACUUCAUUUUAUCACUUCAACAUGAAGGUCUCCAGCAUUGACUGCCGGCGCCUCAGGAAAAUUCUACGUAAGGAGUGUGGUGGAAGUUGUCUCAUUGUGGACUGUAGACCGUACUUCUCUUUCUCGAGCUCGAGCAUCAGAGGCUCGGUCAAUGUGAACUUAAAUUCGGUGGUGGUACGGAGGUCCCGUGGCGGUCCCGUACCGCUUCAGUUCGUCAUUCCGGACGAGAAGGCUCUGUUUCGGCUUCGGGAGGGCAGCAUCUCCGCUGUCGUGGCUCUGGAUGACCGAACACCUCAUUUACAAAAACUGAAAAAGGACAGUAUUGCUCAGAUUGUAAUAAAUACGUUAUCGCACUUGGCGAGUAGCGCGAGCAUCUGCUUCUUGAAAGGAGGCUUCGAGAACUUCCAUUCCCAAUACCCUGAGCUUUGCACUGAAAUGAAGUCUGUGGACCUGAGUGAACCCGAAAGUGAAAGAGGUGUCAACAGUCACUGUGACAAACUGGGUUCUCGCCACAAACCAGACUAUGAUCAGGGACGGCCAGUGGAGAUCUUGCCUUUCUUGUACCUGGGCAGUGCCUAUCACGCCUGCAGGCAGGACUAUCUCAAUGACCUCCACAUAACAGCACUGCUGAAUGUUUCACGCAGGGACUCACGGCCCGCUAAAGGACAGUACGAUUACAAAUGGAUCCCUGUGGAAGACAGCCAUACCGCAGACAUCAGCUCACACUUCCAAGAGGCCAUAGACUUUAUCGAAUGUGUGAAGGAGGAGGGCGGAAAAGUGCUGGUCCAUUGCGAGGCUGGAAUCUCUCGCUCUCCCACCAUCUGCAUGGCGUACAUCAUGAAAACCCAACAGCUGCAGUUAGAGCAAGCCUUUGACAUUAUCCGACAGCGGCGUGCAAUCAUUUCGCCCAAUUUUAGCUUCAUGGGUCAACUACUCCAGUUCGAAUCGGAGGUCAUUUCUUCCACGCCUCCUUCUGCCACUCCACCAGAAGCCUCUGCCGUCCAGGACACACCCACUUUCUUUAACAGAGACUUCACAAUUGAAAGUGAGACUUUUGAAUCUUCGGUUUUCACAUUCCCUACCUCCUUCCUAACACCAAUGCCCAUCCAAACAUCGGUUCACCGGUUCAAACUGAGUCCAAUAACUGCGCUGCCUUGAAAUGGUUGCCAGACUCAUCACAGUCUCUGAGUACUUGAAUUAUAAAAGGACAGGCAACAGAACAAAGCACUGGAAUAUUUCACAGGGAACAAAAUGCUUAGGUUUAAAAAAAUUCAAAUGACCGACCAGUCAUGAGAGACAGUGUUUUCUUGUUGAUUUUGUUUGCCUUAGAGAAUAUCAUUGCACAACGAUUACACUGCAAUACCUGCCUUAGCUUGAUAAUGUACUGCCUAUCAACAGCGCAUAGCUGGGCAAAUUAAAUUAUAAUUUUUUUUUAACAGUUUCUUUUUUUUAUGAAUUGUGAAUCUGUUAAUAAAUGUUUUUAC
Molecule: messenger RNA, 1581 nt
Organism: Xyrauchen texanus (razorback sucker)
Lineage: Eukaryota; Metazoa; Chordata; Actinopteri; Cypriniformes; Catostomidae
Product: dual specificity protein phosphatase 5-like
Exons: 4
Coding region: 119-1255 (378 amino acids)
Biological process (GO): endoderm formation; negative regulation of MAPK cascade; protein dephosphorylation
Cellular component (GO): cytoplasm; nucleus
Molecular function (GO): MAP kinase tyrosine/serine/threonine phosphatase activity; protein tyrosine/threonine phosphatase activity
Source: RefSeq, a predicted model, not a curated record